CUUUUUAUGUUACCUGGGUGAUUAUCAGCGUAAGAGACCCUUAAAUGAUAAGAUUCUACAAUUGCGAAUGCUGACCUAACGUUACAGGAAAUCGUUGUUUCGAUUAUAUUCGAAUAUUUUUUUUUUACGAAUUUAUUAAAUUGUGCAUAACUUCUGAAUAUUUCUAAGGAUUUGCUAGGAAAUAUGAAGAUGGCUUGUUGGAAGUCUAUGUUUGUGUUGGUUAUAGUUGGCUGCUUAGAGAGUGUGUUGGCGCAACAAAGAGGCUCAUUCAACUAUGCCAAAAGAAGUGGAGGAGAACGAGAAGGGGAUUUGACUCCAGUGGCAAUUGCUGGUGUGGCUAUUGCAUGUGUUGCAGCAGUUGGUGGAUUGGUCGUCACAUUUUUCUUUUGUAUGUACGUGUACAGACAGCAGAGACAAGCAGACAGUUACAACAGCUCAUUCGAAAGAACAAGACGAGUUUAAGUUGGACAACAUACCAACAUACGUGGACUUAAUUCAUUGGAGAGAAUUGGAGAUGUGUUGUAUUCACAAAUAUAUUUUUGUUAUUAGCUUGAAAGAUUGAUAGGUAUGGUUGAAGAUAUCUAAACACCGCCCUUAAAAUAUAUUUUUAAAAAUAAUCUUACUAUUGACAUAUUUAAUAAUGGUUUUAAAUUUAUUUAUAAUACAAUAAUUACCCUUUGAUUUUAUAGCUAUUAAUCAUAGUUUAAAGAGGAUUUUUACCUUUGAUUAAUCGUGAUAAGUAUUUUUGACCUUGGCAAUCAUUAGUUUUUGUUUAUUAAAAAAAAUUGUCUUGAAUUUGGAUUAAAUAUGUUUGACAAUAUUAAUCAGAGUUAAAUAAAGUUUUUAUUUAUUCCCUUUCUUAAAUUUUGUUAAAUAAUAAGUUUUUUUUCUACCUAUUUCUUAAAGACGCAUUUGACUUUGCAAAUAUUAAUGAGAAUUUAAUAAGACUUUAUACUUCUUUUCUUUUUUACAUUUUAAAAUUUCGAUAAAUCAAGUAUUUGUGACUUUGACAAUGAUCAGUCAGAGUUUAAUCAGUUUUUUUAUUAUUU
Parasteatoda tepidariorum (common house spider) is the source of this 1049-nucleotide messenger RNA. RefSeq lists its product as uncharacterized. NCBI's taxonomy places the organism in Eukaryota, Metazoa, Arthropoda, Arachnida, Araneae, Theridiidae. The record is from RefSeq and is a predicted model, not a curated record.